AUGGACUUGAGCCAGCAUUUCAAGUCGCUCCAGAUCACCAGGGAUCCGGCCAGGCUCGAGUCCCUCCCGGCCGAUAUCCUCCUCAUCAUCCUCUCCCACCUCGACACAGCCCAGAGCGUCGCACGUCUCGGUCUGACCUGUCGGGUACUGCACAAUGUCGUCGUAACCGUCGGCUGGCGGACCUUUGCUCGGUCCUGCUUUCCCAGCCUUGACCUUCCCGAGGUCAGCAGCGACGCAGGAUGGAGAGAGCUUGCUCGGACCCUGACCUCCCAGUCACGAGACUGGGACAGGCGUGCAUUUGUCUUUGACAAUUUCGUGCGAACAACGCCACAGCAUAGCCAGCGUAGAGGCGGACGGCGUGGUGGUGGCCGUGGCGGCGCCGCCUUUGUUGCGGCACAGACUAUACCUUGCCACAUGGUCGUGGCUGCUCACGAGACACGGGACGGGAGACGGAAUUCUGAAACAGUGAUUUGGGGAGCCGGGGAGGAUCUCGUGGCGCGCACACGUUCCCAUCGUGGUACUGCAGAGCAGGAGGAAACAUGGCACCUGUCUGAAGGUGCUCGCCAUGGUUAUACGGCUGGCAAGGAUGAUGUGACCUCUCUGUCCGUCGUGGAAGACUCAAGUCGAGCCUCUGCAGGAAAGGGCAUCGCGGCCGUAGUUGGUCGAGCCAGUGGCGAGCUGGCGUUGCUUUCACUCGACAAAGACAGCUUCGCGCAACCAGUGCUGCAUUUUCGGCCCUCGCCGGAGCAUGGCACCAAGCUCGAGCAGAGGGAGAUCCAGGCGCUUGACACGAGCAGGCAUGGCGGACUGCUUGCAAGCGCCACAAAAGACACUAUCAUGCUCUACUCCUAUAAUUCUCACGAAGAACAAGUGAACAGCAAGGCGCCAUCCUCGGAUGCCGUGGAGGAAACGCCUAGCAUCGGCCCAAAUGACUUCAUGAUCCUCCGAGACCAAGAAGGCUCGCGGCCUUUUCAGGUCAUGCGCGACGUCAAGUUUGUCGGCCACGACUUGCUCGCGGUGGGCUUGACAAGCAGUUUGGAUCCUCUACGCUACAUCACAAUCAGACCGAGUGGGCUGGACAUGGAGGCAGCAACGAAGCUAACCGGCGGGUACAUCAAAGACGAAUCCGAGAGUGGGACAGUACGAGCGAUAUUGCCAGUCGGCUCCAACACUAUGGCUGGCGGGCAUGAGAGUACCAUUCUAAGCGCGUGGGAUGACGGUACAAUCCGCCUUCAGGAUUUGCGUACUCGCCAACCAUUCGACCGCAUCUACCAAGAUCACUUUGAGCCAACAACGCCAGCCAGCUCUCUCAUCUCGUUUGGUUUCGAGCGCUUCGUCGCCGGCAGUGCGCGCGCCUCUGUCCUCAAGAUCUUUGAUUUUCGCUGGUCCGGAGGCUACCAGUACACCAACGCACUUCCGUGCAGUGACGAUCCUCCUUAUCCCGAAUCACGGUCGCCUACAAUGACCGCCGCACCCUACCAGCCUGACCUCGACCGCUGCGAUCAUUUGACCGGCUCUCGGUGCUGCUGGCAUGCCCUCUCGUCGCAUGCGUUCUAUAGACCAAACAUCAACGUCUACCUGAACGUCCGCCGCGAAUCCCCGAUCCACACGCUGGCCAAGGCCUCUGAUACCUCACCAACCUUGUAUGCCGGGCUAUCUGCCACACUUGUCGAGAUGAAUCUCAAGAAGGACGACGGCGUGCAUUUUCCCGACCAGCCCGGAGGCAGCGCUGGUCCACCUUUGCCCAAGAGUGGCCCGCUGCACCCAGCAUCUCGUGUUGGCGCUGGUAUCAUUGAGACAGGCGAUGGAUCUGUCCUGCGGGACAUUAGCGAGAGCCAGCGGGUGCCCUUGAUCAGACACCAGCAUUCGCAGCAGAGCACGUACAUGGAGUUCCCCAGCGACUCGGCGCGCAAGCGCCAUCGGCUUGACACGUGUUACCAAUACAUUGAGGACUUUACUAUAUAUUGA
Molecule: messenger RNA, 1968 nt
Organism: Microdochium trichocladiopsis
Lineage: Eukaryota; Fungi; Ascomycota; Sordariomycetes; Xylariales; Microdochiaceae
Exons: 1
Coding region: 1-1968 (655 amino acids)
Molecular function (GO): protein binding
Source: RefSeq, a predicted model, not a curated record